CGCUCGGGGACCGGUCGCCCCUGCCCUCGGCUCGGGCUGCAGCUCCUCCUGCUCCUCCCCGGCACGAUGCGCGCAGGACAUUAGUGGCUCCGGAGCACUUUGAGUUGCUCCCACCCCGCUCCGUGGGAUUAAUCUAUCCUUUUGAAGGUUAUUUUCGGCAAGCAGCCUCGCAGGCGGGCAGAGCGGCCGGAGGAAGAGCUCGCGGCAGGGGAGGGAUGCGGGAGCAGGGCAGCGGAGCCGGGCGGGACUGAGCCACCCGCAAAGGAAAGGAGAGCUGCCCUGCUCCCUGCUCCCGUGCCGGGCUGCCUGCAUGGCUCCCGGGCACUGUGGAGAUUGUGGGGGCUGCUGCUGCUGAGCAACCAUCCAUCGCUUUAAACUCAGCCUCAACUUAGCACAGCAGGCAAGAAUGGCAAAGCCACUGGAGCUUUGGAACUGCCAGGAGAGCCAGGGAACCUGGGUUCUGGUCGCUGCUGUCUAAUAAAUGGGAGUAAAAUGGAAUUUCUCACCUGGGUUUUUCCUGCCUUGAUUCUACUGUGCACCCAGCAGCACAGGUGUAUCAGAGCUAUGAGUGACAUCGGAGAUUACAUAGGUUCCAACAUUGAAAUCUCCUGGUUGCCCAACCUGGAUGAUUUGAUGAAAGGGUAUGCACGAAAUUUCAGGCCUGGGAUUGGAGGUCCUCCUGUUAAUGUUGCUCUGGCAAUUGAAGUAGCCAGCAUUGACCACAUCUCAGAAGUGAAUAUGGAAUACACCAUGACAGUAUUUUUGCACCAGAGCUGGCGAGAUGAUCGUCUGUCUUACAAUCACACCAAUGAAACUCUGGGCUUGGACAGCAGGUUUGUGGACAAGCUCUGGUUGCCAGAUACUUUCAUAGUCAAUGCCAAGUCUGCCUGGUUCCAUGAUGUGACUGUGGAAAACAAACUUAUCAGGCUCCAGCCAGAUGGAGUAAUUUUAUACAGCAUCAGGAUUACCUCAACAGUGGCCUGUGACAUGGACCUUUCCAAGUAUCCAAUGGAUGAGCAGGAAUGCAUGCUGGAUUUGGAGAGCUAUGGCUACUCUUCAGAGGACAUUGUCUACCACUGGUCAGAAAACCAGGAGGAGAUCCAUGGGCUGGAUAAGCUGCAGCUUGCUCAAUUUACAAUUACCAAUUACCAGUUCACAACAGAAAUUAUGAACUUCAAAUCUGCAGGUCAGUUUCCCAGGCUCAGUCUCCACUUCCACCUUCGGCGAAAUCGAGGCGUUUACAUCAUCCAGUCUUAUGUCCCUUCCAUCCUACUGGUGGCCAUGUCGUGGGUGUCCUUCUGGAUCAGCCAGUCAGCUGUGCCUGCCAGGGUGUCACUAGGUAUCACCACUGUUCUUACAAUGACCACACUGAUGGUCAGUGCCCGAUCCUCACUCCCACGAGCCUCUGCCAUCAAGGCACUGGAUGUUUACUUUUGGAUUUGCUACGUGUUUGUCUUUGCUGCACUGGUGGAAUACGCCUUUGCACAUUUCAAUGCCGACUACAUGAAAAAGCAGAAGAACAAGAUAAAGGCGAGAAGGCAGAGUGCAGAGAUCAAUGUGAAGAACGCCAUUGUUCUGUUUUCCCUCUCCAUAGCUGGUGUGAACCAGGAACUGGCCAUUUCCAACAGGCAACACCGAAUUCCCAGAAGCCUGCCUGGAUCAUAUGGCACAAUAGAAAUAGAAACUGGGGAGACAAAACAGCAGCAGGGAACAAAACUGGACAAAAAGACUGGCCUGAAGUCCCUCUUUAAGCCCAUUGAUGCUGACACCAUUGACAUUUAUGCCAGAGCUGUGUUCCCAGCAGCCUUUGCAGCAGUCAAUGUUAUAUACUGGGUUGCAUACACAAUGUAAAGACAGUAAAAAAAGGAAAAUUCUUCCCAAGACCUACAAACUGAACAAUACCCACAGGCUAAAAAGCCCUCACUGAAACUGAAUUGAGGCACCUCUUCUCGAAAUAUUUUCCAAUGAGCUCAAGACACUUCCAAAGUCAAGAAGUCCUGCUAGGAAUUCCUACUUAAAGCAGCAAUUUAUUGCUGACCUGAUUUGAUAUAGUAAGACUGCACUCUGCCAAACAAUUCCAGCUCUUUCUUUCCUGUAAUACCAUGAGACAACUUUUCAUAUGUACAUAUUUGUAGCAAAAGUUUAAAUCUUAAAUGACCAUGGUUUUCCUCCACUUCAAGGAUUGAUCUGUAAUGAAGAUUUGGCUUUUCAUACUGAGAUAAUUUUCUUUUUAUUUGUGAUGAAAGAGCUUAUUUCUCACUUUGGAACAACUGGUUUUCUGCAUCUGUGGGCUGGUCUAGGUUUAACAUUAGUGCUGAAGUUGGAGUUUUUAAUCUGAAAAAUCUCAUGAACAAAGUAAAAGGGAAUAGAGGGGAGUGGAGGUUUUUUUCUUAAACUAUUAUUUGUCUUGGAUAAAGUAUUGGAAAAUUUCAAUGCUCUUAGUCUCAGCAUGAAAUAAAAUAUACUACAUAAAAUUUUA
Molecule: messenger RNA, 2479 nt
Organism: Parus major (Great Tit)
Lineage: Eukaryota; Metazoa; Chordata; Aves; Passeriformes; Paridae
Gene: GABRD
Product: gamma-aminobutyric acid type A receptor subunit delta
Exons: 9
Coding region: 493-1851 (452 amino acids)
Biological process (GO): chemical synaptic transmission; regulation of membrane potential; nervous system process
Cellular component (GO): synapse; GABA-A receptor complex; neuron projection
Molecular function (GO): neurotransmitter receptor activity; GABA-A receptor activity; extracellular ligand-gated monoatomic ion channel activity
Source: RefSeq, a predicted model, not a curated record